AUGCGGGGCUUAGUCCCACUGCUCGCGGCCUGCGCCGCCAUGCUCGUCUCAGUGGUCUACUGCGUCCUUCCGCCCACCCUUCUCCCUCUGGAGAGGGCCUUUCCUUUGACUCGCCGGGUCGAGCUCGACCGCCUCAGAGCACGGGACCGAGCCAGGCACGCCAGAUUCUUGCGAGGCGCGGUCAGCGGCGUUGUCGACUUCUCCGUCCAAGGCUCCUCCGAUCCCUUCUUUUUCGGGCUUUAUUUCACAAAAGUUAAAUUUGGCUCUCCUCCAAGAGAAUUCAAUGUACAGAUUGAUACUGGAAGUGACAUCUUGUGGGUUACCUGUAAUUCCUGCAGUGAUUGCCCCCAAUCUAGUGGACUUGGAGUUCAGCUCAAUUUUUUCGAUGCUGCCAGUUCAUCAACUGCUGCGGUGGUCCCCUGCUCAGAUCCAAUGUGCACUUCUGCAUUGCAAACUGCGGCAACUCAAUGCUCUCCUCAGAGUAAUCAGUGUAGUUACUCGUUUCAAUAUGGAGAUGGAAGUGGAACAUCA
This is a messenger RNA of Corylus avellana, 531 nucleotides long. NCBI's taxonomy places the organism in Eukaryota, Viridiplantae, Streptophyta, Magnoliopsida, Fagales, Betulaceae. The record is from RefSeq and is a predicted model, not a curated record.